This is a messenger RNA of Coccidioides posadasii C735 delta SOWgp, 927 nucleotides long. The record is from RefSeq and is a predicted model, not a curated record. NCBI's taxonomy places the organism in Eukaryota, Fungi, Ascomycota, Eurotiomycetes, Onygenales, Onygenaceae.
AUGAACAGCAAAUCAGGGCCACCUUCACCGUCCCAACAGUGUUACAUCUGUCGCAAACGGAGAAUACGCUGCGAUUCUACAAAGCCGUCCUGCAAAAAAUGCGUCUCCAAAGGCGUUGAAUGUCCUGGAUAUUCUAGCCAGAGGCCCCUGGUGUGGCUGCAAGAUGGCGGCAACCAAAACCAAUACCUUGGAGAGCAGAAUGUCAACCCUUCUGAACGGAAGAAGAGGAAGAAAGGAAGGCCCAAAAUGCUUGUUGCGACCGAUGAACCGGAUACAGUAAGCCACGGUUCCGACUCACAAAGCCUUUCUGUCUCGCAGUCCGGAGAUACGGGAGGGAGAAGUCAUUCGGCUUCUAACACGGUUGGUCUCUCAGCGUCAGAAGGCAUGGACGCUAUUGCCCCGGGUAUGAAGUUUUUUUUCCCUCCAAAUAUAAGCCUGAUUGUGCGCAGCCUGUGGUAUUUCGACAACUUUAUGUACCCCGACCUGGACCCCAUUAUAUAUCGGCCUUGCGUACAUGCAAUGGACCCAACGAGCUGGCAAGACGGCCCGACCAAUCUCUUUUGGAAUAUACUUAUCGCGGUUGUGGCUACCCACAAAGCUGUGAGCUCGCAACCCACGGACCAGAUAGAAUUUAGCAAAGAAAUCUAUCAGUACAAAGAUCGGACUUUCAAAAUCCUGGCGAAGGACAUGACAGAUCCCAGGACUCGACUAGGCGACGUGACCUUGAUAUCUGUCCUGUCUCUUUUCAUGGCUGAGAUGCAGCGGUCGGCCAUGGGUGAAUGGUGGACCCAUUGCGAAGGCGCCAGGAGGAUAAUCGAUCUCCGUGGUGGUCUCAGAUCUGUUUACAUGCAGAAUCCAGGUCUAAGAAGCAGCCUGGCUUACUUCAUGCUGUUAGUUAACCCACCUCCCACCCCCUCCCCCGUAUAG